Molecule: messenger RNA, 2733 nt
Organism: Enterobius vermicularis (human pinworm)
Lineage: Eukaryota; Metazoa; Nematoda; Chromadorea; Rhabditida; Oxyuridae
Source: the annotation of a GenBank genome assembly
AUGAUUUACUGGAAUGCACCAUACAACCGGCUUCUCAGGCUUGCUUUCAUUUUUGCUUUGGUUCCAUGGUUGUAUAGUACGUUCAAUGAAAGGCGACGUAUGCAGUCGUAUUCUGUAGAAAGAGCCUUAAUGUUAUCUUGGGAUAAAAUUGUUACGCAGCCUUCAAUCUUCUUCAGAAGAGCUGUUGUGGGAAUCAACUGUAACGUUGACUUAAUUGUUUCUGGCACAGCUCUUCUUGAGCGCAUGAAUUCUACAACAAAUAGAAGAGAAGAUCACGAGGUACUGAAUAACAUUAACGACUUGUAUGAAGCUUUCACUUAUUUCUUCUCAAGAGGUGCACCAUCUGAAAGGCAUAUGUCGGAUGAAGAAACAUUUCAAAAUUUAAUUUAUACGGCUGGCGAACUUCUGCAUCGUUCUCACUAUUAUAUCGGAGGGAAUGCUGCGUUGAUGUCUGAAAAGAUCGCUUCAUCGUUUCCAAGGACGACGGUAAUCUGCUUUGAAGAGUUAAUUCUUGCUUCUCUGCCCCUAAACUUUUUGAACCAGUUGCAGACUUACUUAGUCGGGCCAAUCGGUCCUCGUCUUCAAGCUUUACUGCAUCCCUCAAUCGUGCGGACUAAUUCAACACGUAUUGUGAAGGACGAACUGCACAUUAUCAUGGAGUAUAAGCAAGGAGAAAUUUUGGGAGAAUAUGUUGCUCCAGCUUCAUCACGUUUUAUUACUUCACAUGACCGUUACAGUGGCAGUUCUGUCGUAAUUGAAAUGUUUUUUAAAGCGAUAUCGCAGUUCAACCCUGACCUUAUAAUUCUUACUGGCGUUCAUUUGCUAAAACACCAGAAUCGGGAGAUGCGGAUGGAGAAAUUGCGGUUAAUAAGGAGAAAUUUAAUGCAGAUUGAUCCUAGAAUACCAGUUCACCUUGAGAUGGGAAGUAUUGGCGAUAGCGAUUAUGUCCAAGAGGUUCUUAAUCGUAUUAUACCGCACGUUGACUCUCUGGCUUUGAAUGAGCAAGAACUAGCAUUCUUUUCUCAUGUGGCAAAUGGCCCUUAUGCUGAUUUGUAUCCAAUGUCUCCAGGUGCUGUUCACGUACAUAAGGUUGUGGAAAUGAUAUAUUGGUUAAUAACGACUUACGGUUUCGAUAAGACUGACCCGACGUCGAGAAAUUAUGGGUACAAGCUGUCGAGGAUUCAUUUUCAUUCAUUAACUUUUCAUCUAAUGGUUUAUCGUGGUACUGACUGGUCGAACCUGGCAGCAGGGCUUGCAGCUGGUGCCAGAGUAGCAGCUCGACAAGCGUGUCAAGCAUCUAGUGAUAACAACAUGGAAAAUGUUGAACUGAGAAGCUCAAUUUCAUUUUUACUUGAUAAACAGUUAGGGAAAUAUUACAAUUUCGAACCGCAAAAGCCUUUGGUUUCGUGGAUGCGAAAUGAUGUUGUUUUUGUUUAUACGCCGGUUUUGGUUUGCAAAUUUCCUACUAGGACUGUUGGUUUAGACGAUGUUAUUUCUGCCACUGGGCUUCUUCACUCACAAUUCUAUCGGUUCGAACGUAGCUCUGCUUGUACGCGUAAAGCAAAGAAACCCGUUAAAUGGAUUGAAGACGCGACCACGUACAGUGAGACGUUCUCAACUAUGGUUGACCCAUUUGCAUCGGGACCAUAUCCAAUUGAGGAUUUGGCUCGUUUGAAAAUGUCGAUUGAAAAGUCGAAGAAAGUAGCAAAGAAUGUUGUUAAUUCCAAAUAUGUUAAGUCUGUUCGGGAACAAAACAAAACUUUAAAUUUUGAUCGAAUUCCUAUUGGGGACCAAGUUGUUGUGUUGUUUCCAGGCCAGGGGGCACAAUUUGUAGGGAUGGGCAGUAAGCUUACUGAAUGCUCAAGCUCAAUGGCACUAUUUGACGAAGCUUCAGAAAUUUUAGGCUAUGACAUCAAAAAAAUUUGUUUGGAGGGUCCGAAAACUAAGUUGGAUCAAACAAUAUACUGCCAGCCUGCUAUCUUUGUUUCAUCUAUGGCUACCUGGGAGAAGGCAAGGCAGGAAGAUGAAACUUUGUUUGACAGAGUUACGCAUACUGCAGGGUUUAGCAUUGGAGAAUAUAACUCCCUAGUAUUAGCCAAAGUUUUAUCAUUUAGAAAUGCGUUGCGUAUCAUCAAGGUUCGAGCUGAAGCAAUGCAACAGUGUAGCCAAAAAAUAAGUUCUGGGAUGUUGACUAUUCGAGUAUCAGGAGCCUCUAAGCUUGCUGAAGCUAUGGCGGAAGCACGUAAAUUGGCUCUGGAGAAAAACGAGCUACCAGUAUGUGAAGUUGCAAACUUUCUGUUUAGUGGUGUAAAAGUGGUUGGUGCUUCCGAGACUUGUAUGAAGUUUUUGUAUGAGAAUCAGGAUCGUUUUGCUUUUAGAAUAGUUAAGCGAUUAGAUGUGAGCGGGGCAUUUCACACAGUCCAGAUGCGUGACGCCGUCAUACCCUUGAAACAAGCUUUCUCUGGUGUGGAGGUCAAUAAUCCUGUGAUUAACGUUUAUUCUAACUACUCUGGACACCUUCACGAUAAAAAGAAGAGUAGUAUUCGAUAUUCGCUUAUUCAGCAGGUUUUUAACCCGGUUAAAUGGGAACAAAUUCAACAACUUAUAUUCCGACUUCAUCAGGGUGAUACUUUUCCGACAUAUAUGGAAGUCGGGCCUGGGAAACAGCUUGGUUCAAUGUUCUAUCACAUUAGUAAGAAAGCUUUCAAGAAUUACAAAAACUAUUCUUGUUAG